AUGAGGACCUCUACAUUCCUCUUCACACUCCUUAGCGUCCCCCUCUCACUCGCCGCCCCCACCGUCAUCGCCAUCCCUGAAGGUGGCUUAAACAUCCGCCAGUCCUCAGACACACGGAACGAUCUCACAGAUGGCAGUGCUUGCAAAGCUGUGACCGUGAUUUUUGCCCGAGGUACCACGGAAUCUGGCAACGUCGGGGCCCUCGUUGGGCCACCAUUCUUUUCUGCUCUUGCCACGGCCAUCGGAACAGAGAAUCUUGCCGUCCAGGGUGUCGAUUAUCCAGCUGAUAUUGCUGGGUUUUUGGCUGGAGGUGAUGCUACAGGCAGCAAGAAGAUGGCGGAGCUGGUUGGCCAGGCUUUUACUCAGUGCCCAGAUACGAAGGUUGUGAUGAGCGGCUACUCACAAGGUGGACAGCUUGUGCAUAAUGCAGCAAAUCAGCUAAGUGCUGACAACUCCGCUAAAGUCGCCGCUGCUGUGAUCUUUGGUGACCCAGACGAUGGUGACGCUGUUGGGUCCAUACCAGCUGCAAAGGUGGAUGUAAUCUGCCACGCCGGUGACAAUAUCUGUGAUGGAGGUAUCAUUAUCCUGCCAGCGCAUCUGACUUACUCUAUGGAUGCUGGCGCCGCCGCAGCAUUUGUGAAGGGGAAGACUGGCUAG
Messenger RNA from Pseudogymnoascus verrucosus, 657 nucleotides. RefSeq lists its product as uncharacterized. Gene Ontology annotation, cellular component: extracellular region. The transcript has 4 exons. Gene Ontology annotation, biological process: carbohydrate catabolic process. Gene Ontology annotation, molecular function: cutinase activity. The record is from RefSeq and is a predicted model, not a curated record. NCBI's taxonomy places the organism in Eukaryota, Fungi, Ascomycota, Leotiomycetes, Thelebolales, Thelebolaceae. The coding region runs from base 1 to 657 and encodes 218 amino acids.